This is a messenger RNA of Octopus sinensis (East Asian common octopus), 531 nucleotides long. RefSeq names its product dynein assembly factor 4, axonemal-like. The record is from RefSeq and is a predicted model, not a curated record. The coding region runs from base 1 to 531 and encodes 176 amino acids. The transcript is spliced from 2 exons. Gene Ontology annotation, biological process: outer dynein arm assembly; inner dynein arm assembly; cilium movement. NCBI's taxonomy places the organism in Eukaryota, Metazoa, Mollusca, Cephalopoda, Octopoda, Octopodidae.
AUGGUGAUAAGAGUGCGGGAUGUGGAGUGGGGCCAAUCGGAGAGUGCAUUAUAUCUCAAACUUGAACUGCAUGGGAGCAGUCCGUCGUCGGUGGACAUUGUGUGCACGAGGAGAUACAUCAAAGUAUAUAACCCCACCAAUCAGGCCAAUUACCAGCCUUACUUGUUUGAGUGUCUGCUCUAUGCAGAUGUGGAAGAGGACGAGUCAACUGUGGUGAUAAAAGAAGGACAAAUAAUGUUCAAUCUGAGAAAAGUAGUCCCCGAAGUGUGGCCGACGUUCAUGUCGGAGGAGAAGACUAGUCAAAUCGAGCUGUUCAAGGAAAAGGAGAACAAGAAAGUGGCAGAUGGACUGACAGCCCUGAAGGUGGCCUCCCCGAGUCAUCCAUCGACCACCAGACAAAAUGAGUCUCCUAAAGAAUUCCCAAUUCGUGAUGCCGGGAAAAUAAAAAUGUCAUUCACUGAGCGAUAUUUCCCAACACCCUCUCGGGAGUCGAGGGCGGAAGAGGAGGAGGAAGUGAGUGGUGAAUCAUAA